GCGGUCGCCAUGACGGAAACCAAACAACAGAAUUGCAAUAUUAUUGAAAAUGGCCAUUCCAUUACAUCGAUUGAGAAGAACCGCAAGGACGAAAAUGAGUCCUCGGAGGGACCCACCGUAACCUUACCGAAUUCGGUUUUAAAUAAAUUAUUUACAACAUUUUAUGUCAAUCAAAGGCGUGAAGCUUUAAAAUGGUUCCUUUCGGCAUAUUUAUGCUUUAGUGUUUAUACGAUUGGUAUUCCAGCUGAUCAAAUUAUACAGAAUAGAGUUUGUUAUAUUAUACUGGAUCUAAUAGCCAUAUGCAGUUGGCUGACAAUGUUUAUGGCCAGCCGUUAUGAACGGGCCAAAUCGAAAAAGCCCCUGCACAUUGCCAUGCUAAUAGACAGUGCACCGAUUAUAGUAUUUAUCUGCUUUGUAAUACAUUUUAUAAUCUAUUGUGUUAACCAACAAAAGACCAUAUCGCCCAGGGAGCUGCUGGGCUGGUCGAUAUUAUUUAAUUUUUUGGUACCCGUUAGCAUACCGGUAGUUCCUUAUAUGGGCUGUUGUAUGUGUUUUGUAACAUUUUUUGGUUACUACAUUGUAAUCUACUUGACAUCACGUGAUGAUCCCAUGUUCAAUGAAAUGCUAAUGGCGAAUAUGGUUUUAGUUUCGUCAGCAUUGAUAAUUGGUUUAAUUUACUAUGACAUGAAUGCCGCCAAACAGAAGCGAGCCUUUUUGGAGGCCAAAAAGAGCUUAGAAGUAAAGAUGAUCAUCGAAGAGGAAUCGUCCGAACAGGAACGUCUGCUGUUAUCCGUUUUGCCAAAACACGUGGCCGAAAAAAUGCGUCAAGAUUUGGGUUCGGCAAGUUCGGAACCAUUUAAAAAAAUCUAUAUGAGUCGUCAUGAGAAUGUGAGUAUAUUAUACGCUGACAUUGUUGGCUUCACUGCCAUAUCAUCGACAUACAGCGCCCAGGAUUUGGUGAAAAUGUUAAAUGAGCUAUUCGCCCGUUUUGAUCGAUUGGCCGAGAAAUACCAACAACUACGUAUAAAAAUUCUAGGUGACUGUUACUAUUGCAUUAGCGGAGCUCCCGACGAAAGACCGGAUCAUGCUGUCCUCUGUGUGCAUAUGGGUUUGUCGAUGGUUAAGGCAAUCAAGUAUGUGCAACAAAAGACCAAUUCACCUGUUGAUAUGAGAGUUGGAAUACAUACGGGCGCUGUCUUGGCCGGUAUAUUGGGCCAACGACAAUGGCAAUUUGAUGUCUAUUCAAAGGAUGUUGAGCUGGCCAAUAAAAUGGAAUCAAGCGGAAAGGCUGGACGUGUCCACAUUUCUGACAAAACGUUGGCAUAUUUGAAUGGUGAAUUUGAAGUUGAGCCCGCAUAUGGAGAGAAACGUGAAGAAGCCCUACGAAUUGCCGGUCUAAAGACAUAUUUCAUAGUAAAAGUACUGAAACCUUUUGCCUCACCCAGUGCUAAGAAAAUCAACGAAACCCAAACGAAUGGAGGCAACAACGAUAACGAUGAUACCCUAGAUGAAGAGCUACUUGCCACGGAGCGAAAUAAAGAGGAUGCCGCAAAGGAAAGCGAUGAAACGGAAGUGUCUGAUAAAGCUGCCUUGUUCAAGGAACAGCUGCACAAUGUUCUACGGGAUCGGGAUUAUUAUGCGCACUUGGAUCAGGAUACUGACUUCCUGCUUAAAUUCAAAGCGAAAGAAUCUGAAGAGGAUUAUGCAUCGUAUAGAGAACCCUAUUCAUCAUUGCCUCUGAUUGCCGCAUUGAUAGUACAAAGUGUUGAUAUAUUUUAUUCAUUUUUAAUAUUACCAAGAUCUCCGCUGCAUUUUGUGAAUAUAGCAGCCCCCUUAAUACCCAUAUUUAUGCUAGUCUUCAUAAGUGUGGCCGAAAGUUUUCCCGGCCAUUUGCCCGACUUCUUUGUUAGCAUUAGCAAACGUUAUAAUGAUUUUACAUUGGUGCGUGAAUUGACAGCUGUCAUAAUUGUCUUGACUCUGGGUCUAAGCAAUAUUAUAGAUGAGUAUUUCUUUGUGGCCUAUAUUAAAUCGGAGCACAUUGUCACCGAAAGUGUAUUCAAUAAAACGCAGAGUGAAGAGGAUUUCUUGGUUGCCGAACCGAUGAUUGAUGCUACGCCAGAACCCUUGGAUAAUAUUAUGUAUCCAUCGUAUUUGAGCAAUUUUAGUGUUCUAAUUCUUAUUGCCACCACGGUUAUAGCUCAGCUAACACACUAUGUUAAAAUUAUAUUGUUAAUUUUAAUAACAGGCCUCCACUGGUAUUUCAAUAUAUAUGUGCUCAAUGAUUUGUAUGCUCUAGAAGAUGAUUUGGCUUAUAAUCCAAUAGUGCCAACUUGUCACGUGAUGUCAGUGUCGUUGGUUUUAAUCACCCUCUCCUUGGGCUUCUGGGCAAGACAUAUGGAUCGUGAAGAUCGUGUCAUAUUCAAAUGGAAACUUCUAGUCUCGGAACAAAAGGAGAGGGCCGAUGAUAUGCGUCGUCGUAACGAAGCGUUGGUCUACAAUGUCCUACCCGUUCACGUGGCCGAACAUUUUAUGAAGAAUACAAAACGUUCUCAUGAUGAUUUAUACUCACAGAGUUAUUCGGAAGUUGGUGUGCUCUUUGCCAGUAUGCCGAAUUUUUCAGAUUUUUAUUCCGAAGAGACAGUGAAUAAUCAAGGUUUGGAAUGUUUGCGAUUCCUUAAUGAGGUUAUAUCCGACUUUGAUGCGCUCCUAGAACUUCCACAAUUUCAAGAUAUUAUCAAAAUAAAAACUAUCGGUUCCACGUAUAUGGCAGCAAGUGGCAUCAAUUUAAAUCGUGAUAUUAAACCGGGCGAUCCGAUAACAAAGCGUUGGGCUCAUUUAGAUCUGUUGGUGGAAUUUGCGCUGGAGCUUAAGAAAACCCUACAAGAUAUCAACGAACAAUCGUUUAAUCAUUUUGUAUUGAAAAUGGGUGUAAAUCAUGGACCCAUAACGGCUGGUGUUAUUGGGGCACGAAAACCACACUAUGAUAUUUGGGGUAAUACGGUAAAUGUGGCAUCACGCAUGGAAAGUACGGGUAAAGCUGGUGCUAUACAGGUCACGGAGGAGACAUGCAAUAUUUUACAAGAAUUUGGCUAUUCAUUUCUGCAGAGAGGUCUGGUUACGGUCAAGGGCAAAGGUGAACUGAUGACAUAUUAUUUAAGAGGUAAGUUUUUGUAA
Molecule: messenger RNA, 3174 nt
Organism: Musca vetustissima
Lineage: Eukaryota; Metazoa; Arthropoda; Insecta; Diptera; Muscidae
Gene: Ac3
Product: adenylate cyclase type 3
Exons: 19
Coding region: 10-3174 (1054 amino acids)
Biological process (GO): intracellular signal transduction; adenylate cyclase-activating G protein-coupled receptor signaling pathway; cAMP biosynthetic process
Molecular function (GO): adenylate cyclase activity
Source: RefSeq, a predicted model, not a curated record